AACAAAACGCCGUGAAAUGAUGCUGCGUCGAUUAACCGCAGCCGCGGCCCAUCCGAAUCUGUUCCUCUAUCGUCUCAAGACAACAUCGGCCGUCGAGACGAACCUGCAAGAGAAAGUUGUGACGCUGUGCCGGCACCGCGGGUUUGUCUUUCCAGGGUCCGACAUUUACGGCGGUCUCGCCAACAGCUUUGACUAUGGCCCGCUUGGGGUCCAGAUGAAAAAGAACAUUCAAGAUGCAUGGUGGAAGCACUUUGUCCAGUCGCGUACCGAUUGUGUUGGUUUGGACUCGUCCGUGAUCCUCAACUCGAAAGUGUGGGAAGCGUCGGGUCACAUUGGAAACUUUACGGACCCCAUGACCGUAUGCAAGAGCUGCAACAGCCGGUCUCGUGCCGACAAAUUGGUCGAGAACAAGGCAGACGUGACGGGGAUCCCCGACGCUGGCGGCCUCACGUGCGACGAACUGGACGAUCUCAUUACCAAGCACAAGAUUGCAUGUCCGACGUGCGGCAGCGCCGACCUGCAAAAGUCGCGCCAAUUCAACCUCCUUUUCCGUACGAACAUGGGCUCGACCGACGAAACGAGCGAGUGGGUGUAUCUGCGCCCAGAAACGGCCCAAGGGGCAUACAUCAACUUUCAGCACGUGGUCACGACAAUGCGCCGGCGCCUGCCGUUCGGUGUCGGUCAAAUGGGCAAGUCGUUUCGCAACGAGAUCUCUCCUGGACACUUUUUGUUUCGCACUCGCGAGUUCGAACAGCUCGAGCUGCAAUACUUCUGUCAUCCCACCGAGUCGGACAACUGGUUUGCAUAUUGGGUCGACGAGUGCUUCAACUGGUUGGUUCAGCACGGGAUCAAACCAUCGAGCCUGAAGAAGCGGGUCCACGACCAAGCGGAACUGGCCCAUUAUGCCCGAGCGACGACGGACAUUGAGUUUCUGUACCCGUUUGGAUGGAGCGAAUUGUGGGGAAUUGCCAACCGAACCAACUACGAUUUGAAAAAGCACAUGGACGCUUCGGGCGAAGAUUUGCAGUAUGUGGACCCCACAUCGCGAGAGACACUGCUGCCCCAUGUCAUCGAGCCUGCUCUGGGAACUGGUCGUGUCAUGUUGGCCAUGCUGCUCGACGCGUACGACGAAGAAGAAGUAAACGGACGACAACGCACGGUCCUUCGAUUGCAUCCAGACAUUGCCCCGUACAAGUUUGCCGUGCUGCCUCUUCAGAGCAAAGGCAUAUUGGCCGAGAAGGCCAACGAGAUCUACAUCCAGUUGGUGAAGCUGGCGAGUUGCGACUUUGACGUGACUCAAUCGAUCGGUGCGACUUGUGUCGAACACCGUUGCGACGUUGAUCGAACGGUGUUGUAGGCAAGCGAUACCGUCGCCAAGACGAGAUCGGGACACCAUAUUGUGUCACGGUGGACUUUGAGACGCUCGAGGAUGGGUCUGUCACCGUGAGAGAACGUGACAGCAUGGAGCAGGUCCGCGUGCCCAUCACCACCCUCCUCUCUGGAAGCUGGUCGUGGCAUCAGCCGUCCUAGAGCGCCGUUGCUGACAGGAGCUCAUGGUGCAUCGCACGAACACCAAUGCAAUGCUGAUAAAAUCGACGUGUAUUUCCCAA
Molecule: messenger RNA, 1610 nt
Organism: Aphanomyces invadans
Lineage: Eukaryota; Oomycota; Saprolegniomycetes; Saprolegniales; Verrucalvaceae
Product: glycine-tRNA ligase, variant
Exons: 8
Coding region: 17-1357 (446 amino acids)
Biological process (GO): glycyl-tRNA aminoacylation; mitochondrial DNA replication
Cellular component (GO): cytoplasm; mitochondrion
Molecular function (GO): ATP binding; glycine-tRNA ligase activity
Source: RefSeq, a predicted model, not a curated record